AUGCACAAAUCAGCGAUGCAAAUGCAUGCAAGAGAUUUACACCGAUCGGAAAUGAAACCUCAUCAGUGUCAGCAAUGCUUAAAAUCAUUUUCAUCAAAUCAUCAACUCGUUCAACACAUUCGGGUACACACGGGAGAAAAACCCUAUAAAUGCAGUUAUUGCGACAGAAGAUUUAAACAAUUGUCACACGUACAACAACACACCAGAUUGCAUACAGGUGAAAGACCUUACAAGUGCCACCUACCAGAAUGGGGAAGAGCAUUUAUACAAUUAUCAAAUCUUCAACAGCAUUUAAGAAAUCACGAUGCGCAAGUUGAAAGAGCUAAAAAUCGUCCUUUUCAUUGCAACAUAUGCGGAAAAGGUUUUGCAACGGAAUCUAGUCUAAGAACUCAUACAUCAAAGGUACCUAAGCGGAGAACUGCAAAUCACCCUUGCCCAAUAUGCGGCAAGCAUUACGUGAAUGAAGGAAGUCUGAGGAAGCAUAUGACCAGCCAUCCCGAGACCUCCCAGUUAUCAUCCUCCCUUAGGAUGUGGCCUUGUUCGGUCUGUCAAGCUGUUUUUACAAAUGAAAGUGGAUUGUUAAGUCAUAUGGAACAUAUGAGAAUGGAUCCUAAACAUCAGUUUGCGGCUCAAUAUGUUCUUAGCAGGGCUGCCGCUGAAAGAAGAGAAAGAGAAUCGUUAAUUGCUGCAGCCGUGGCAGCAAGCAAUGCCGGAAAUUUUGGCAUUGGUGGAGGACAACCCGUCAAUUCGCUUUGCCCGUCGCCGGCUCCGAGUGAUUCUUCUUCGAUAGAACAUCUUUCGUCAACUGGGAGUGAAACAGGUGCCAUAGCCAAUAAUAAUAACAAUAACAAAUUAGAUUUGACACACAUUUCGCCAAAUAUGAAUGCGGUAAGACCAUCUACUCCUCCCCCUGUUGAGUACAAUAAUAUUCCAAAUAGAAUGGCGGCACUUAAUGCUGCCAUAGCCCAAGCUCAAAACAUGCAAACGGAUUCCGAACAACCCGUUAAUCAGAAUAAGGAUUUUAUGAACAAUCAAGAUAAAUAUAACGUCGAAACCAACGGUUUACAAAUGACACCAUCAAAUCACAACAAUAACGAAAUUCAUCCUCCUUCCGCCGACAUAAAACCUGAUGUAUUCAAUAAGGAUAUGGUAACGCCUAGAAACGACAUGACUCCGACGCAUGCCCAACAAUUAGCAGUAAACGCGAUGAGAGCCAAUUUAGAAAACAUGAGAAAUAUAGAAUCUCUGACUGGUAUACGACCUGGAUAUUUGGAAAAUUCAUUAGGUGGUCAACAACAGCAAAACGAUAGCGUUUUUAGAAUUCAACAGCAAGCGGCUGAAGCUCUUCUUCGGUCUCAAGCGGAAGCAGCGUUAAGAUUGGCCGUGAGUCAAGCUGCUGCAGCUGUAACAAGCGAAAGAAAUCAAAACAACAUGCACAAUCAACUGAGUCCAGAUUUAACGGAAGCUUUGAGGUUGCAAGAACAAAGAUUGGAACAAGCUCUUAGGUUGCACGGAGAUCCAAGAGUUUUAGGAUUUUCUUUGAACAAUACAAACUCAAAUGCUCCUAAUCAAAACAUGAAUGCCAACAACAAUGGAAACAAUAUGAAUAACACGUAUGUACCUUAUCAAAAAAAAAAAGCAAAUCAAAAUUUAAACGCUUUUGGUUUUUUCUAUAAAAAUUCAUUCGAUUGCCAAAAAUUUAAAUGA
Pediculus humanus corporis (human body louse) is the source of this 1707-nucleotide messenger RNA. Its product is annotated as zinc finger protein, putative. Gene Ontology annotation, biological process: regulation of transcription by RNA polymerase II. Bases 1 to 1707 code for a protein of 568 amino acids. NCBI's taxonomy places the organism in Eukaryota, Metazoa, Arthropoda, Insecta, Psocodea, Pediculidae. The transcript is spliced from 6 exons. Gene Ontology annotation, molecular function: RNA polymerase II cis-regulatory region sequence-specific DNA binding; DNA-binding transcription factor activity. The record is from RefSeq and is a predicted model, not a curated record.